CUGACAGAUUCUCUAGAACUUAGUUGAGUACGGUACCGUAGGUUCAUCAACAUUUUAAAACAGUUUACUUGUGACUAUGGCUUCCCCGAGCGGUGAAAAAUUUAAACUGCCUGGUAGAUUUAGAAAUAUAUACUUGUCUGUCUAGUCUCUUUUUAUUUUUAGUUUUUUGUUGAUUCAUUUUCAUUCAGAGUAUUUAUUUCGUAAAUAUCUUCACAAUUUCCAAUGUAUUAUUGAUGAAAAUGUGUAUUAUUAUUCAUUUUCCAGAAACCAUAAAUACCGCCUCAAAUGGACCAAUGACAUCAGCAGACUGGGUUUUGGAUCCAGAAGAGCUCGCAUCGAAAUUUAACUCAAAAACCAAAGCCAUCAUUGUCAAUACAUCUCUCAAUCCCAUUGGAAAAGUAUUCACUGUGGAAGAGUUAACAGUCAUUGCUAAUCUGUGUAAAAAGUGGAACACGCUUUGCAUUUCGGAUGAGGUUUAUUAGUGGCUCACUUACCAGUCAAGUGAACAUGUGAGAAUAGCGACUAUGGCUUCCCCGAGCGGAGAAAAGUUCAAACUACCUGGAAGAUUUGGAAAUAUAGGAAACAGUGUAUGAAAAGCCUGCAGAUAGGCAGAGAGUACUCGAACAUCAAGUACUCGAACGAGACAGAUGCCGGACUCCCCGCCUCACUGCUACGCGGCUCCACACUUUCGCUGUCUCUGUCUCGCUCCACGGCCAGUCUGCCGGCCGCCAUAACGCCCUCUCACUCGCCCGCUCCCUCCCCCUCCUCCACCGUCAACGGCACCAGCGCUCCCACGCACACACACUGGCCUGCGCACACCACACAUCUGCCCAGGCCACCAGAAGACAUUCCAAAGCAGAUCUACACCAAUGUACCAUUGAAAGAGCGCAAGGUGUCUCCAACUACAAUGUGGGCCCGACGAUACCCAGCUUUGCACCCCCACCUCCGCCGCUGCCUAGGAAAACGUGACCCCACCCCUCCCUACAAAAUGGCGGAAACUGUCAUGAUGACGCUGCUUCUUCUUCCUCCUUUCCAUCUUCGUCUAGCUGUCGUCAGCAACAAGCACUGCUAUCACUGCAACACUGUCAGACCAAUUUACCUAACGAUAGAAGUCGGAUUUGAAAUGUUGACAAGAUGGCCGCCCUAAAAACUGAACUUGGAAUGCUGACGAGAUGGCCAACUUGAUUUGUUUUGUUUUUCUAGAUUAUGGGUAUUUAUAUUGAAUAAUUAAAAAUUGUUCCAAUCGAUGAUUGCUGAGUGAAUUUUGUUUGAAAAAAUAAUUUAUUGAAAGAUUUGCUGUCGUUUCAUCAUUAUUUUGAAAUUUUUCUAACACUAUCAUGAAGCUCGCUCAACCGGCAAAUUCAAAUUCAAGUAAUCAACCGGCAAAUUCAAAAGCUGUUUUCUAUCUAUAAACUGAAAUGAUGUACUAUUAAGGUAACUAUAAUAAUAAUAUUGAAAAUCUA
Molecule: messenger RNA, 1463 nt
Organism: Nilaparvata lugens (brown planthopper)
Lineage: Eukaryota; Metazoa; Arthropoda; Insecta; Hemiptera; Delphacidae
Exons: 4
Coding region: 590-1147 (185 amino acids)
Source: RefSeq, a predicted model, not a curated record